Pseudogymnoascus destructans is the source of this 723-nucleotide messenger RNA. RefSeq lists its product as uncharacterized. Lineage: Eukaryota; Fungi; Ascomycota; Leotiomycetes; Thelebolales; Thelebolaceae. Bases 1 to 723 code for a protein of 240 amino acids. The transcript has 2 exons. The record is from RefSeq and is a predicted model, not a curated record. Gene Ontology annotation, molecular function: D-glutamate cyclase activity. Gene Ontology annotation, biological process: glutamate metabolic process.
AUGAUCGAAUCCGGCAAUAAUGCAGCUCUAUCAACCCGCCUCCUCGCUCGCAACAACCAAAUAACGCUGACAUCGGGCCUCGCCCCUAAAUAUCUACAAGCAAACCUUAUCAUCCUACCGUCCCGUUUCGCAUCAGACUUCCUACUCCUGUGUCAUCGCAACCCAGUCCCAUGUCCACUGCUCGCCUCCUCUCGCACGCCAGGGUCCGCCACGGCCCUGAAGUCUCACCUGCCUGGAAUCUCUGACGCCGCAAUCGCGUCAGCGCUUGAUAUUUGCACAGAUGUCCCGUUAUACAUGGUAUAUGACGAUGGCAAGCUGGUCAAAUCACACUGCUCAGAUAUUGCCAAGGAGUGGACGGAUGACCACGUCGCAUUCCUUAUCGGCUGUAGCUACAGUUUCGAGGCCGCCUUGACAGCAGCUGGUCUGCCUCCGAGGCAUACGGUCAUGGGCCGCAAUGUCCCCAUGUAUGCGACGAAUAUACCACUCUGCGCCGCGGGCGUGUUUACCGGCGGCACUUAUGUAGUCAGCAUGCGGCCGUACAGGAACGCGGAUGUCGAAAAGGUUCGGGAGCUGACGAGGCCGUAUGUAAGCACCCAUGGCGAGCCUGUUGCAUGGGGCUGGGAUGCGGUGGAAAGGCUGGGGAUCAAAGAUAUCAAUGCACCCGAGUUUGGUGAUAUGCCGCUGGAUCUAGACCCAGCGGAUGACGAGAUUGUACCGAUGUGA